This is a messenger RNA of Liolophura sinensis, 1395 nucleotides long. Its product is annotated as delta(3,5)-Delta(2,4)-dienoyl-CoA isomerase, mitochondrial-like. Gene Ontology annotation, molecular function: delta(3,5)-delta(2,4)-dienoyl-CoA isomerase activity. The record is from RefSeq and is a predicted model, not a curated record. The transcript is spliced from 8 exons. Bases 96 to 1040 code for a protein of 314 amino acids. Gene Ontology annotation, cellular component: mitochondrion. NCBI's taxonomy places the organism in Eukaryota, Metazoa, Mollusca, Polyplacophora, Chitonida, Chitonidae.
UGACAGGACGGACAGAUAGCUUCAGAUAGUUGACCGGUAAAUGUGGAUGCCAGAAAACAGGAAGAUAAAGAGCACGAAGCUGAGCAAGUUCAGUAAUGUCACACAUCUGUCACCGUGUCCUUUCACACUGCCGAUCUUCCCAUAAGCUUGCAAAACUGCUGACAUGCCAUCAGUUUCCAUGUAGUGGUCAAAUUGUCCCAAGAGCCAUGUCUUCUCAGACACAGUACCAGUUCCAGACUCUCAAAGUGUCCCAGGUGAAGGAUUAUGUCUCACAAGUAGAACUGAACAGACCAGAGAAACGGAAUGCCAUGAACCAAAUCUUCUGGGGGGAAAUGGUGGAGUGUUUUAACCAGCUAUCAGCAGACCCGGAGUGCCGUGUGGUUGUGUUGACAGGGGCAGGGCCAGUGUUCACAGCAGGGCUGGAUCUGUCUGACUUGAACUCGGUGGUCCCACGGGAAGAUGACAUUGCCAGGAAUGCUAUGGUAAUACGCAGACAUGUUAAACAGAUGCAGGAGAGCUUCAAUGUCAUUGAGAAGUGUCCUAAGCCUGUGAUAGCUGCCAUCCACGGACCAUGUGUGGGUGGAGGUGUUGACAUGGUAACAGCCUGUGACAUACGCUACUGCACUCGGGAUGCAUGGUUCCAAAUCAAGGAAGUAGACAUAGGUAUAGCUGCAGACUUGGGCACUUUACAGCGCUUCCCCAAAGUGGUGGGUAAUGACAGUCUGGUGAGAGAGCUAGCCUUUACAGCCAGGAAACUGAUGGCUGAUGAGGCUAAGCAGUGUGGACUUGUCAGUUUGUUAUUCCCGUCUAAGGAGUCCCUGUUAGCAGGUGCCCUGGAGACCGCUACAAUCAUUGCCUCCAAAAGUCCUGUGGCUGUGCAAGGAUCAAAGGUGGCCAUGGUCUUUGCCAGGGACAACUCAGUACAGAACUCACUUGAACAAGUGGCAAUGUGGAACCAGGGCAUGCUACUGAGUGAAGAUGUGAUUAAGGCAGUGACUGGACAGAUGCAGAAAGAGACCCCUGUCUUCUCCAAGUUAUAACACUGGGAAUCAACUGAAGCCAGGGUCAGAUGCCAUGUACGUGUGGGGCAGGGAAAUGCAUUGUUCUGAUUGAUGGUGAUUUACUGACCAGUUCUAGACAGCUGACAGUGAUUAAGUUCUCCAUUCUAGUGGAUUCUAAGUGCAGGAUUGAGCAUUGGAAAAAUUUGAAAACAUCAGCAUCAGCAUUGAGAAUCAGGAGUAUAAAGGACUUUAAUGAUUUUUUCUACGAUAGAUUGACAACUUUUACUGGACAAGAAACCAGUCUCACGUUUCCAAAAGUCUUUGUAAACAACUGUGUGGCUAUUCAUGUUCAGAGGCCACCAGUCCAAGGGGUUAUUUUGAGGUGUAGAAGAAA